CCCUAUCCUGAAUAAGGCUUUCGGGGCACCCAGGCCGGUGGAAAAGUUUUAGGAAACGGCGGCGUAACCCUUGGCUUGCACCUCCCCACCCCCACAAAAAAGGCUACCAGAAAAAGCACAAAAUGAGGGUAAUUUGCACAGGCGCCACUUGCUGGUCGUCCCUGCAAGGGUUAAAGCCACGUGCUGCAAAGUCCUAGAGAGGGUUUGGGGGGGAGAGGAAGAGGAGGAAAUGAGAUAGAGUUACGUCACUUCCUCCCUUCACUCCCCUGCCCUCCUCCCUCCCCAACUCAGAGAGAUAGAAGCAGAGAGAGAGGAAGGAAGAGGUGGGGGGUCUCGGUCACACAAUCAAUCAUUCAGUAGCUGAACUGGGUUCCACGCAGUCACAAAAACAAAUUAACCGGAAAAGCCUCAAAACUGGUGCAUGCGCCCUGGAAACAAUAGCCGACAGCCACAUUGGACGUUCAGCUUCCGAAAAAUGUUCGAAAACCGGAACACUUACUUCUGGGUUUUUGGUGUUUGGGAACCAAGUCAUUUGAGAACCAAGGGAGAAUCUUGAGCCUCCUGUUUUGCCUAAAACUCACCUGCUUGCCUGUAGACCAGCAGUGCAUUUCCUGCGUGCGUCUACUCAGAAGUAAGCCCCGCUGAUUUCAACAGGACUCCGCUCCUAGGUGAACGCAUAUAAGAUUGCACCCUUUUAGGUCUUUUGAGACUAAUCAGGGGCCUCUUCAAAAAAACCUUUGUCCUGGGAAUGGAAGGAACUUUGCAGCAAGAGGGCUUUUUGGUCUGGAAGGGAGCUGAGAUGGAUCUCAGAGGUAAAAUGGGUCUUCCAGGACCAGCAAGGGAGGCAUCAGGAAAAGGCCAUGGCCCAUUUUUGGCUGAGAACUCUGGGGAAGUCCAAAAAAGAAGAGGGCGGAAGAUCCUGGAUGAAGGAGCAGUGAGUUCAAACACUCUCUGCCGGCGCUUCAGGCGUUUCCGCUACCCGGAGGCCGAGGGGCCCCGCGUGGCCUGCAGUCGACUCCACCGUCUCUGCCGCCAGUGGCUGAAGCCGGAAAGGCACACCAAGGCCCAGAUGCUGGACCUAGUGAUCCUGGAGCAGCUCCUGGCUGUCCUCCCCCCGGAGAUGGAGAACUGGGUCAGGGAGUGUGGGCCAGAGACCAGUUCCCAAGCGGUGGCCCUGGCCGAAGGUUUCCUCCUGAGUCGGGAGGAAGACAGAAAGCAGGAAGAGGAGCAGGUGCUGGAAGUGAUCAUCGAUUCCCCCAAGGCAGAGUUUGGCCUGUCCAGUACCUGUCAGGUCCCGUUAUUUGGGGUAAUCAACCUAGAGGAUCGUCCAUGGAACAUGUUACCGGGGAACGGGAUGACAUCACCGCCACCCCCUGAAAUGUCUCUUAACGGCGGAGCAGAAGCAGCUGCUGUGCAGCCGGCUCAGGGUCCCCUGUCCUUUGAGGAGGUGGCUGUGUGUUUCACUGAGGAUGAGUGGUCUCUGCUGGAUCCAGGCCAAAGAACAUUGUACAGAGAAGUCAUGCUGGAGAAUUCCCGGAACGUGGCCUUGCUGGAAGGUGAUGGGUGGCCAGUAAGGAUGAGGAGGGACCAUCCAGAGAGUCGUCGGAAAGGAGCAAGUAUCAAGAGACAGAAGAGGAAAUCAGGAAUCACGAAGGGCCAAAAAAUCAGGAGCGGAAUCAGCUGGAGGUGUAUGAACGAAUCAGUUAAUUGGCAGGGCAGCAGCUUCCCCAAAGUUCCUAUUCAGCAAGAAAAGCAGAAAGGAGCAAAGAGGAACGUCUGCCCGGUGUGCGGGAAAGGGUUCAGUCACAAAUCAGACCUUAACGUUCACUGGCGAAUCCACACGGGAGAGAAGCCGUUUAAAUGCCCAGAAUGCGGCAAGAGCUUCACCCAGCGUGCAAACCUUGCAUCGCAUCAGAGAAUCCACACGGGGGAGCGGCCGUACAAAUGUGCCGAGUGCGGAAAGGGCUUCUACGACAAGUCGAGCCUCGCUAUCCACCAAAGAAUCCACACGGGCGAGAAGCCGUACCAGUGCUUGGUGUGUGGAAAGAGCUUCCACCAGAGCUUCGGCCUCACCUCUCACCAGAGGAUCCACACGGGGGAGAAGCCCUACGUCUGCUCGUACUGCGGGAAGGGCUUCUACGACAAGCCGCACCUCACCAGGCACCAAAGGGUCCACACCGGCGAGAAGCCGUACAAAUGCUUGGUGUGCGGGAAGAGCUUCAGCCAGAUCACGAGCUACACGUCCCACCAGAGGAUCCACACGGGGGAGAGGCCCUUCAUGUGCUCCCACUGCGGGAAGAGCUUCUACGACAAGUCCAACCUCCUCACCCACCAAAGAAUCCACACCGGGGAGAAGCGGUACAAGUGCCUGGAGUGCGGGAAGAGCUUCAGCCAGAAGAAGAACCUGACUUGCCACCAGAGCAUCCACACCGGCGAGAAACCUUACCAGUGCCUGGAGUGCGGGAAGUACUUCCGCCAGCACACGGACCUCACUUCCCAUCAGAGAAUCCACACGGGGGAGAAGCCGUACCAGUGCCUGGAAUGCGGGAAGAGGUUCUAUAGGAAAGCCGAUCUAAACAGGCACCAGAGGAUUCAUGUCGGGGCGGGGAACCCCAUAAUUUCCUGGAACGUUGAGAUGCCUUCAGAGGGGGUGUCGGUCUUGCGUCCCAUCAGAGAGUUCGCCCAGGAGAGCCAGUAUGUCACCCCUGAGAUGCUGCUGAAUCACCCCUUGUUAGUCAUUGAGGAAUCCACAUAGCAGAGGGUCCUCCUGUUGUUGUUUAUUCGUUUCCGCCUCUUCGUGACCCCAUGGACCAGAGCACGCCAGGCACUCCUGUCUUCCACUGCCUCCCGCAGUUUG
Molecule: messenger RNA, 2857 nt
Organism: Podarcis muralis (Common wall lizard)
Lineage: Eukaryota; Metazoa; Chordata; Lepidosauria; Squamata; Lacertidae
Source: RefSeq, a predicted model, not a curated record